AUGGCAUCGGGUCAAAAGACGUUCCUCAUCACCGGCGCCGGGCGGGGCAUCGGCCGGGGUCUAUCCCGGAUUCUGCUCCAGACCGGCCACCGGGUCUUCCUCCUAGAUAGCAACAAGGCCGAGCUGGACCACACCGCCGGGCUGCUGGCUAAAUCACACCGGCGCGGACAGGACUUCGAGACGGCACUAUGUGACCUUCGACAGCCGCGGGAGAUUAGCGCGGCGGUGCAGCAGGCGGACAAGCUGUUUGCGAGCCGGCUGGAUUGUUUGGUGAACAACGCGGCGUACACGGGCGGCGUGGGCGGCACGAGCCUGGCGGACAUGACGCUAGAGGAGUGGAACAAGAGCAUCGAGACGAACCUGACGGCGCCAAUGCUCAUGACGCAGGCGUGUCUGGGGAUGCUGCGAGCGGCAAGAGGCUGCGUGGUCCACGUCUCGUCCACCCGGGCCGUCAUGAGCGAGCCCAACAACGAGCCCUACUCGACGACAAAGGCCGGGAUGCUGGGCCUGGCGCAGAGCAUGGCGGUUUCUCUGGCGCCGGACGGCAUCCGCGUGAGUGCGGUGCUUCCUGGCUGGAUUCACGUCUUGAACGAGAGCCGCGAGGCGGAUGAAAAGGGCGUCAAGUGGGAGGACGGCUUGAGCGAGGCGGACAUGAGGUGGCAGCUUACGGGGAGGGUAGGAAAAGUGGAGGACGUUGCAAAGGCGGUGCUGUAUCUGGCGGAGAGCGAGGGCGUGACGGGGGUGGAGAUGGUGGUGGAUGGAGGAGUGACGAGGAAGAUGGUGUAUCCAGAGUGA
This is a messenger RNA of Trichoderma harzianum CBS 226.95, 795 nucleotides long. RefSeq lists its product as hypothetical. The transcript has a single exon. The record is from RefSeq and is a predicted model, not a curated record. Gene Ontology annotation, molecular function: oxidoreductase activity. Bases 1 to 795 code for a protein of 264 amino acids. NCBI's taxonomy places the organism in Eukaryota, Fungi, Ascomycota, Sordariomycetes, Hypocreales, Hypocreaceae.